AGGUAUUUAGUAUGUUUUGAGUGAUCCAGUGCUCGGUCUGAUAAAAUUGCGCGAUGGUUGUUAUUAAAAAUAAUAACAAUAGGAUCGUGAACUAAGCGACGAUAGUAAAUGAAAGUGACACGUUAUAUUCGACGAAGAAAAAUAUACGUUUAUUAAUUAUGGAAAAAAUGAAUUCACCGUCCGAUGAGAUUUUAAAACAAGCUAUUACAGAAGUCCAAGAGCCGGUAUUAUUUCAGCAAAUGUUACAAGAUGCAACAGGUGCAUAUAAUUGGAAGUUAUUGGAAUGGAGUUUGGUUGAGCUUGCUGAGAAAUUCGGAGAUAUUAAGUUACCGUUUCGAGUUGGUUAUAACGCUAAAUCUAUGGGGCCUCAAUGGGAGGUGAAUUGCCCAAUUAUUUCAAUGACUCUGUCAGAGUUCAUUCGGAAUGUAGGUCCGAAUGGAAAUGACAAAAGAUGGUAUUAUUUUGACUAUAAAUAUAUGCACGAAUGGUUCAAAGAUAAACCAGAGAUAAUGAGUUCAGUGAGUUGGAAAAGAUUUGGCUUUGAUAAGACAGGAUCCGAGUCCACUCUAUGGAUCGGAAACAAAGGUGCUCAUACAAAUUGUCAUCAAGAUUCUUAUGGUUGUAACUUAAUAGCACAGAUUCAUGGAAAAAAACAGUGGUUGCUGUUUCCCCCGAGUUCGAGUAAUUUUCUGCAUCCGACGAGGGUCCCUUACGAGGAGUCAACAGUUUAUAGUAGAUAUAAUUUUUUCUGCCCCACCGAAGAAGACGAGAUAAACAUAUUAAAAAUACAGCACAAGCCGAAAUUAGUAACUCUCGAGCCAGGGGAUGUAUUAUUAGUACCUGCUGGUUGGUGGCAUUAUGUUGAAUCACUGGAUCUUUCUGUCAGUGUAAAUACAUGGUUACCAAUAAUAACGGACAAUGUAUCACGAGUUAAGGAAGCUAUUGUUAAAUUAAUAGUAGCUAGAAUUGGUGAAAAUGUCUACGAUACAUCUGACAAAGCUCGAUGCAGUUUAUCUUAUUGUAUGAAAUUGCUCAGUGUUGCCCUUAACGAAUGUAAAAACAUGGAAAAUAUAGAAUCUUGUAAAAAAAUGAAAUACACUGCAUGGACAGCAGAAGAUUUAGUAGCACAAUAUCCAAUGUAUGUGAAGUUUCUUUUGGAACCUAAAACAACAGAAUUGGAAGGGUUUUUAAAAACGAAAAGGGAACGAUUUUCUGGAGUCGAUAUCGAUAAGGUAGAAGGAAACUCUUCUAAAACGAACUGUAAUGUUCAGAACAGUAUUUCUUCGUUUCAACAGUUGUCCGACGAUAUUGUCAAUGCGCUUUGUCAUCCUGAUGUUGUUAAUAAAGUGGCAGAUUUGCUCCUAUCGUCAUAAAUAUU
Colletes gigas is the source of this 1378-nucleotide messenger RNA. RefSeq names its product HSPB1-associated protein 1 (gene HSPBAP1). Bases 159 to 1373 code for a protein of 404 amino acids. The transcript is spliced from 5 exons. NCBI's taxonomy places the organism in Eukaryota, Metazoa, Arthropoda, Insecta, Hymenoptera, Colletidae. Gene Ontology annotation, molecular function: 2-oxoglutarate-dependent dioxygenase activity. The record is from RefSeq and is a predicted model, not a curated record.